CUGUGCUGCAUCGUAUGAUGUCAGUGGCCAUAGCUGAGUUGACUGGUGGCGAAUCAGAUAACUUUCUCUUCUCUUCUACUAUCUUUGUCUUUCGAUGGGAUUCGGUCUAAUUAUCUAUCUAUUCUAUAGAUUGUGUUGUGGUUAUGGUAGGAUGUAUGUAGAUAUAGAGAGAGGAAUACAUUAUAUUGUGUACUACUGUGAUUGUUGUUGUAUAUAUCCGAAUAAUCCCUUCUUUAGUUGCCUUGCUGGAAAUGAAAAUCAGAAGAAAAGAAAAACAUCAUGUGGGAAAAGAAUAAUGAAAUGCUAUACACCAUUUAAUAAACAAAGGAAAAAAACAGUCCAUCCAAUCCAGACUGACAAGCAACAAGAUAUUUUGUGGGAAUCACAUAUUCGACCCAGGCCAUUCCAUUCCACUCCACUCCACCACAGGCCAAAUCCAUACAGUCACAUCGGAACUCAUCUCAUCUCCAUUGUAUCAUUCUGCUUUGCUCUUCUCUCCAGCACUCUUAAUCGGGAAUCAAUCAUGGUAUCUGUAUCCGUAUCCGUAUCCAUUUUUGCUCCGUAUAUUUUUGGUUUUUUCAGAAUUUUCACUCGUUCGUAAAAGCUAGAGAAAAGACUUAAGCAGUUGCGCUGCUGGUCUUCUCAACCUCCACCUGCACUUCCGGGAUAGAAGCACCCGUGCCGGACAAAUCGGUCUUCACG
Molecule: messenger RNA, 702 nt
Organism: Aspergillus welwitschiae
Lineage: Eukaryota; Fungi; Ascomycota; Eurotiomycetes; Eurotiales; Aspergillaceae
Exons: 1
Coding region: 95-601 (168 amino acids)
Source: RefSeq, a predicted model, not a curated record